Messenger RNA from Orycteropus afer afer, 3981 nucleotides. RefSeq names its product immunoglobulin superfamily member 22 (gene IGSF22). The transcript has 22 exons. The record is from RefSeq and is a predicted model, not a curated record. The coding region runs from base 1 to 3981 and encodes 1326 amino acids. Gene Ontology annotation, molecular function: protein binding. Lineage: Eukaryota; Metazoa; Chordata; Mammalia; Tubulidentata; Orycteropodidae.
AUGACAACUAUUAGCCACAAGCAGAUGCUGCAGGAGCACGUGUCCAUGGAGUUCAGAUCCAGCUCCACCACCCACAUGCAGACCUUCUCCCAGACAACCAAGAUCGUGGGAGAGGAAGUGAGCAGGAAGUCCUCAAGCACCGUGGAAUUUUUCCGUUUAGUGACCCAGAGCUCCAACAUCCCUGCGGGCGAGAGUGUCCCUGAGUUCAUGGAGAAGCCUCACCCGAUCACCGCGUCCGAGGGGGACAAAGCCGAGUUCCGAGUCCAGGUGAAGGGGAACCCCAAACCCAACAUCUCUUGGAAGAGAGAGAGCGGUAUUCUCAUCAAGGAAUCUGCCAAGAUUUUCUACGACAGCGUCAACAAGGAGCACGUGCUGAAGCUGGAGCCACUAACCUCGGAUGAUUCUGACAACUACAUGUGCAUCGCAAGCAAUGAACAUGCAGACGCCAUCUACACCGUGUCCUUGCUGGUGACAGAGGGUCAUGAUAAAAUGGAUUUCAAAAAGAUGUUGAAGAAGAGGGCCCCUCCUGCUCCUAAGAAGAAGGAGAAGAAGGUGACAGAUGAGAAAGGAAUGCUAGAGAUUCUGUCCAAGGUGCCCAAGAAAGACUUUGAGAAGGUCUGCAUAGAAUAUGGUUUUACUGAUUUCCGGGGGCUGCUCAGGAAGCUCAAAGAGAUGAAGAAAAAAGUAGAGGUGGAGGCCAUCCGGAUUCUGAAGCCCUUGGAAGACAUAGAGACCAAGAUUGACACCACAGUGGUCUUUGACUGUAUCAUGGAGCUGAGGGACCCCAAUAUCAAGAUGAUAUGGAUCAAGGGUACUGAACCAUUAAGAAUCCAGUACUCCCUGGGCAAGUACGAUGUGAAGCAGAUGGGAACAAAGUAUAUGCUGGUCAUUACCAACGUGAAUAUGAACGACGCAGGCACCUACAGCCUGUCUGUGGGUGACAAGCGGAUGAGUGCACAGCUCACAGUGCUAGAUGAGCCACUUAAGUUCUUGGGAGAGAUGAAGCCACUGAAGGUGACAGAGCGCCAGACAGCUGUGUUUGAGAUUCGGCUCUCAAAAAAAGUGCCAAACUUUGUGUGGAAGUUCAAUGGAAAGGAACUAAAGAGGGAUGAGAAGUAUGAAAUCACAGUAUCUGAGGAUGGUCUGACCCACACACUUAAGAUCAAGGACGCCAGACUCAGCGACAAGGGCGAGUUCUCUGCUGAGGUGGGGGACCUUGUACAGAAGGCCCAGCUCACCAUUGACCGCAUCCCCAUCAAAUUUGUGAGCACCCUCAAGAAUGUGCGUGUGAAAGAGAGGAGUCGUGCAUGCCUCGAGUGUGAGAUGACAUCUAAGGAUGUGACACUGUACUGGAAAAAGGAUGGGCAGCUGCUGGAGCAUGGCACCAAGUAUAGCAUGAGCCAUGAGGGCAAGCGAGCAGAGCUGGUCAUUGAGGAUGCACAACUCAGUGAUGGUGGCGAGUACACUGUGGUGGCCAUGCAAGAUGGGGACCCCACUGAAUACUACAGUACUGCUACAGUCACCGUGGAGGAGCGUCUGGCCACGGUGAAAAGCGGGAUGUUAGACACCCAUGCAGCCACUGGGAGCCCAGCUGAGCUGUGCGUUGUACUGAAUGACGAGAAGGUGGAGGGCGUGUGGCUGAAGGAUGGCAAGGAGAUCACAGACUUGCCUGGCGUGCAGAUCGUGAAGCAGGGGGCAGUGCACAAGCUCAUCUUCCCCAACAUGGGCCCGGAGCAUGAGGGCAAGUACACGUUCAGGGCCAAGGGUGCAGAGAGUGAAGCCUCAGUGUUCAUCGCAGAUCCCCCUACCAUUGACCCAUCUAUGCUGGAGGCACUCGCUGCACACCCUGUGACCGUGAAGGUGGGUCACACUGCAAACAUCAAGGUGCCCUUCCGGGCAAAGCCGCUGCCCAAAGUGACGUGGUUUAAGGACGGAAUGGAGGUGACAGAGGAGGAGCGUGUAUCCAUGGAGCGUAAGGAAGACCAGGCGCUGCUCACCAUCUCAAACUGCGUGCGCGAGGACAGCGGACUCAUCCUGCUCAAGCUCAAGAAUGACCAUGGCUCAGCAACAGCCACCCUGCACCUCAGUGUGCUGGACCGUCCCAAGCCUCCACAGGGCCCGGUGGAGUUCCUGGAGCUCUCAGGUAGUUGUGUACACAUGAAGUGGAAAGCCCCAAAGGACAACGGUGGACGGCCUGUGACACAGUUCAUAGUGGAACGGAGGGCAGCCGGCAAGAAGUCCUGGAUUAAGAUAGGCGAGGUGGACAGCAAAGUCACCAACUUCUCCACCAACAAGGUAGAAGAGGGAAAGGCAUACCAGUUCCGUAUCCUGGCAGUCAAUUCAGAAGGUGUGAGCGACCCACUGGAGACAGACGAAGUAUUUGCAGGAAAUCCCAUCGAACCCCCUGGUCUUGUCUCCCAACCUCAAGUGUCUGAUGUGACCAAAGAGGCUAUGACUAUCACAUGGAAUGCCCCCACCCAGGAUGGGGGAGCCCCAGUGCUUGGCUACAUUGUGGAGCGGAGAAAGAAAGGCAGUAACCUGUGGGUGCCAGUCAACAAGGACCCCAUCCAGGGCACCAAGUGCACUGUCGAUGGGCUCCUGGAGGACACAGAAUACGAAUUCCGAGUUACAGCUGUGAAUAAGGCAGGCCAUGGGCAGCCCAGUAUGCCGUCCACCUCAGUGGUGGCCAAGGACCCUAUCAAACCCCCAGGUCUGGUGCAGGGCCUGCAUGUGUCUGAUUCCUCCAACUCCAGCAUCUCCUUGGCCUGGCGGGAGCCUCCAGAGGGAGACCCACCCUCUGGCUACAUCCUUGAGAUGCGGGCUGAAGACACCAAGGAGUGGUCUAAGUGCACAAAGAUCCCCAUCUCAGGCACCUGCUACACAGUGGGAGGCCUCACUGAGAGGCAGAAAUACUUCUUCCGAAUCCGGGCUGUGAAUGAGGCUGGGGUUGGAAAGCCUGUGGAGUUGGAUGAGGGGGUUCGUGCCAUGCCACCACCAGCUGCCCCAAAAUUUGAUCUCAGUGCCCGGCUGAAGAGUCAUAUGGUGGUUCGUGCAGGGACAGCCCUCUGCAUCCAUGCAGCCUUCUCUGGCUCACCACCACCCAGUGUGAUCUGGCAGAAAGACGGCAUCCCCACCAAGGGCCGGGAAACCAUCACCAAGGGCAAAAACCACUCCCAGUUCCUCAUCAACAGCACCAAGCGCUCUGACUCAGGGGUGUACCGCAUCUUGCUCCAGAAUGAGUUUGGAGAGGCAUACUACGACAUUCAUGUGCGUGUGGCAGAUUUCCCCCGGCCACCAACAAACCUGCAGCUGUUUGAGGAGGUCCCCAACACGGUGACUCUGACCUGGAACCACAGCCCUGAUGUGCAGGAAGACAGUGAGGCCCACUAUGUCAUCAUGAAGCGGGACGCCAGCACUGCCACCUGGUUCACUGCUGCCGAGCGCGUCUUCAGCAACAAGUACACGGUGACCGGGUUACUCCCAGGUAGGAAGUACUACUUCCGAGUGGUGGCCCGGAACGAAAUCGGUGACAGCGACCCGCUGGACUCCAAGGAUACCUGGCUCGUCAACAAGGAUAAGAUUGAAGACCUAAGCGCCAAGCUGAAGCCAUUCGAGCAAAAAGAUUGGCGCCACGCGCCCCGCUUCUUGACCCCACUCAAGCCGCACAAGGUGCUGCGCGGCCAGGACUGCACCAUGACCUGCGCCUUCCUUGGGAACCCGCGGCCCACGGUGACCCUCUACAAGGGGGAGGUCAACAUCACGGCCAACUCCAAGUUCUGGUACAACUCUACGAGCGGCGUCUGCACUCUUGUCAUCCCCACCUGCACGCUCAAGGACAGCGGCGACUACAGCGUGCUGGUGGAGAACGAGCUGGGCAAAGACCGCAGCACCUGCACACUCACUGUCUAUGACAAAGAUGACAAGUCAAUUCUAGCAUCAGUCACUGAGAGUCUGCAGAAGAAAUCAAAGCACCUUAUGUGA